AAAAUAUUUUGCCAGAUCAUGUUGAUUCAUCAUACUGGACAUUAUCGAAGAACAUAAGUUAUACUCUGAUUCCAAUGUAAAUCAGCUUACACUAACCCCGUUCAAUUAUAUUGAAAUAUGAAUGUACUGUGAAAGGAAGCUGUUGAAAUUUGUACGCCCUUGUUUUAAAAAGCUCUUAUCGUUCUUAGUACACGUAUAUUCCGUUGGUUAUGUCGCGCUAUUCACAUUCCCAGAGAAUGAAUCUGGGGUCUGUUUUUAAUUUUCGAGAUCUUGACAAAAAUGUUCAAGUCCAUCUUAAGAACGUAUACAGUACACUCUCUGUUGGUAUGAUAAUAUCAUGUGUUGGGGCAUAUCUAUUCCAAAUAAACUCUUUUCUGCAGUCGAUUACAACUUCUCUGGUGGUCUUGUCAUUCAUUUUAUCCCUUGGAAGCUCUUUGUUCAUUUAUUUCACACAACACUCAAGAGAAACCCUUCAUUCUAGACUUGGUGCUUUCUUCUUGUUCUGUUUCUCUACAGGUAUUGGUUUCGGUCCACUUCUUCAAGCUUUGUCAGUAAUCAGUCCUGAUACUAUUCCGACUGCCCUUCUGGGCACUGCCUUGAUUUUCGUCUCGUUCACUCUAACAGCACUGCUUACACGAAAACGAUAUUACAUUUAUCUUGGUGCUGCCUUGAUGUCUGCAAUCAGUUUGCUGACAACAUUUAGCUUCAUGAACUUAUUUAUCCGUUCUCCGGCCAUAUACACCGCUGAACUGUACAUUGGAUUGGCUAUAUUUUGUGCAUUUGUGGUUUUCGAUACCCAAUUAAUUGUUGAAAAGCGCCGUAAUGGGGAUACUGAUUUCGUAUGGCACACGUUGGAUUUGUUUAUUGAUUUUGUCGAAAUAUUCCGUCAUCUUCUUGUAAUUCUCAACUCUAAAAGGAGACGUGAUCGUGAUGAUGAUUAAAAAAAAGUGGUCUUCAUUUCUUUAGCAUUCGGCUAAUUUGCUUAAAUUGCUUAAUAAUAAUAAUAAUAAUAAUAAUAACAAUACUCUUUAUUGGUAUUAUUUCACUUAAUCUUUCUACUUCGCAUUUUCUUGAGAAACCUUACAAACAAAAAUUCAAACAAAAACAAAACAACAACUAAAGUAAUUCAUUGAUAAUUUGUUAUAAAUUUACGUUGUUCUGAUUAAGUCAAGAUUUACAUGGACUUAACACAAAUAAAUAAAUAUCCAUAUAUAUUUCUGUUUUAUUUAUAAAGAAAAAAAAAGUGUAUUCUGGAACUCUUUUGCUUGGAAUAUCAAAAAUAUUGAGAAAUAUGCCCCAACUUUAACUGCACUAAUAAAAUUGAUUGUUUUUUUUUCACUUUAUCUUUUGGUUUCCCUAUUAUUGUGAUCCAUAUUGAAUAAAAGAGUAAGCUAUUG
This is a messenger RNA of Schistosoma spindalis, 1397 nucleotides long. Lineage: Eukaryota; Metazoa; Platyhelminthes; Trematoda; Strigeidida; Schistosomatidae. The record is from the annotation of a GenBank genome assembly.